CCAUUUACGCUGGAGCACCGGUGUGCCACUCAUAAGACGCGGGAAGCUUCGAGUGAACGAGAAACUAAAUUUCUGCGAUGACAGACAUCCUAACGUUGGUGUUCAGGACCUUCUCGUCACAGACAAGUCAGAAGCAGGACCCGAGUGUUGGUCCUUCGCCACCAUCUCUCCGCUGCACCACCCUGGUGGUGGGAGAGCACCGCCUCAGCCGCUCCGUGCUGCUGCUGGCGGCCGUCACCGCCGCCUCGGAGCUCGGCAUCAGAGUGUCGUUCUUCGCCCAAACCCGGAUUCAGAGCCUCCCGGUGUGUCUGCAGAGAUGCAGUGCGACACUGAAUCCAGAGGGACUGAAGAAAAUCGCAUUUUCCUAUCCCCGGACCCUGGAGGAGCUGCUCCAACAGGUUGCCAGCCUUCACGAAUCCCCUUCACCUCCCUCACUCAUCAUCGUUGACGGACUGGAUGGCUUCCUGCGGGACCCUGUUGCCGGCAGCCAUGCUGGGUUUCACUCAGGAGAGGAGUCCUGCGCUGCUCAUCUGUCUGCGCUGCUUUGCGACACUGCUGCUUUUCUCACAGAAGUCCUCGAACAGAGGGGGUCCAGCUCAGCCCCCUGCCGCAUCAUUGCCUCUUUCCUCUUGAAUGUAGACAGUGAAAGUAGGGAUUCCUCAGCGACAGAUCCAAUUCUGGUUGUUCUUGACCGUUACUUCCAAGCUCGCUGCACUCUGGAUCAGGACAGAAGCUAUGAAGCUGCAGCAGCUGCAGCUCAGGAGGUGUGGCACAUAUACCUUUCUGGAACAAAAAGCCCAGAGGACUGUGAGGAUGGGCCAGCUUUAGCGCAAGAGUGGAAACUCUUCACUUUUCCUGAUGGUUUAAUGGAGUUUAAGUUAGUUUGAAAGGCUUUGUUGCCCAAUGUUACAUUUUAAAACCCUUUCAUUCUUGUUUAAAAUCACCACAGCAGGCCGAGAUGAAAACCAUUUCUGAACAACAUACUGUAAAGAUACGUUAAUCGCAUUUCUAUAAUAUUGAGCUGAUGUGUUUCUGUACAAUGUAAUUUAUUACCUCAAGACCUUUUGAGAUUUGUAAUACAUCCUCAGCAAUGGAAAGAUAAAGUUUCAAAAAUAAAGCAGUAUUUAUAACAGCUUAUUUUUUAAAGAUGCACUGACCAGGCUUUUACCAGCUGAUACUGACCCCUGGUUUUCUAAUAGCAUUUUUUCUGCUUCUAAAGACUACAUCACAUAAAAGAGAAAAUAAAUGUGCACCAGAAUCAUUGAUAGAGGUUGUAGUUUGGAAUCCAACAGAAAAUGAUGGACUAUCAUUCAAAUGUAUGGACUGACACGUAUGUUUCUAACGUCUAUCUAGUUGUCAUUUAACUCAGAAAAGUGCAUGAAGGUACAUGCUGCUGGUUUAUGUGUUUAUAGACAAACCCUUUGUUGGAGGUUUUAGUUUGGAUGAGUUUGAUGAACAAGGAAAAACAAACGUUUUUUCAGUGUAUGACUUGUCGAUCAAGGGAAAUUUGGCUGAUUCUGAUCUCAGGCUGAGGCCGUCUACAUGUAAAAAGUAAGGGCGCACCUGAUCGAUUGUCCUUAAUUUUGGGUGAUCAGCCAAUACUUACAUGUGAAACCGAUCUUAUCUACUUGUCUAACCUGUUUUGCACGUUUUGUUUUUAAAAUGUGAAAAAUGAAAGACUAAAGGAACUGCAAUACUC
Messenger RNA from Girardinichthys multiradiatus, 1699 nucleotides. Its product is annotated as ATPase SWSAP1-like. The record is from RefSeq and is a predicted model, not a curated record. The transcript has 2 exons. NCBI's taxonomy places the organism in Eukaryota, Metazoa, Chordata, Actinopteri, Cyprinodontiformes, Goodeidae. Gene Ontology annotation, molecular function: single-stranded DNA binding. Bases 78 to 887 code for a protein of 269 amino acids. Gene Ontology annotation, biological process: double-strand break repair via homologous recombination. Gene Ontology annotation, cellular component: Shu complex.